Xyrauchen texanus (razorback sucker) is the source of this 3688-nucleotide messenger RNA. RefSeq names its product gastrula zinc finger protein XlCGF8.2DB-like. The transcript is spliced from 3 exons. NCBI's taxonomy places the organism in Eukaryota, Metazoa, Chordata, Actinopteri, Cypriniformes, Catostomidae. The coding region runs from base 119 to 1141 and encodes 340 amino acids. Gene Ontology annotation, biological process: regulation of transcription by RNA polymerase II. The record is from RefSeq and is a predicted model, not a curated record. Gene Ontology annotation, molecular function: DNA-binding transcription factor activity; RNA polymerase II cis-regulatory region sequence-specific DNA binding.
UUCGACUGAGGAAAGUUUUAUUCAGUAAUCCCAACAUCUUGCUUGCAUAAACGUGACAAAGUGUCCAGAUAAGGAGGAAAAAGGUGAAGUGAGAUCUGUGUGACAAACUGCUGUAAAGAUGGAGUUUAUUAAAGAAGAGAGUGAAGACAUCAGUAUUACACAAACAUGUGGAAUAAAAACUGAAGAUACUGAAGAACAAAGAGACCUGAUGGAUCUGAAAGAGGAAAGUCAAGAAUUGAAUAACUUGGAGGAAAAACAUCAUCAGAAAUCCUUUAAUUGCUCAAUGACUGAACAGAAUUUCACACAAAAAAGAACUCGAAGAACAGGGUCUAAAAAAAAAUUCACCUGCCCUCAGUGUGGAAAAAGUUUCACACAUAAAGGAAACUUUGAUAUCCACAUUAGAAUUCACACUGAAGAGAAGCCUUACACGUGUCAUCAGUGUGGAAAGAGUUUCACAUUAAACGUAUAUCUUAAGAGGCACCUGACCAUUCACAAUGGGGAGAAGCCUUUCAUAUGCAUUCAGUGUGGAAAGAGUUUCACUUGUAUAUCAUAUCUUAAUGGCCACACAAGAAUUCAUGCUGAAGAGAAGCCAUUUACAUGCCAUCAGUGUGGAAAGAGUUUCACACUAAAAGGAUAUCUUAGGAAGCACAUGAGAAUUCACACUGGACAGAAGCUUAUCAUAUGCACUCAGUGUGGAAAGAGUUUUACAGAAGAAAGCAGCCUUAGGAAGCACUUAAGACUUCACACCGGAGAGAAGCCUUUCACAUGUUCUCUGUGUGGAAAGAGUUUCACUUAUGUAUCAUACCUAAAAGAGCACACAAGAACUCACACUGAAGAGAAGCCUUUCACAUGCCAUCAGUGUGGAAAGAGUUUCACACUAAAAGGAUAUCUUAGGAAGCACCUGAGAAGUCACACUGGAGAGAAGCCUUAUAUUUGCACUCCAUGUGGAAAGAGUUUCACACAAGAAAGACACCUUAGGAAGCACCUAAAGUCUCCGAUUCACUCACGGCAAAGCUCUUCGCUCAGAGCUAGUAAGAAGAUCGGAACAGCUGAGCGACGGCAUACUGUUUGCGAAGAUUCGGACACCAGCUAUGCUGCUGGGAGAGGCGUUCAAUCUGAGAAUGCACAAGACUACAUGUAAAACAUCAGCUAAUGUGACAUUAAAUGUGUUAUUAAUGACUUCAGGCCUCAUUUUAGAAGUAGAAUUCACAUGAGAUCAGUAAAAAAGAAACUGUUUUAACCAUUCGAUGAUGAUUUAAAGUAAUAAACUGUAUAUGAAGUAGAUAAUGUUUAAUUUGAAUGUUUACAUUCUUCAUUUAUGAUGCUAAUGUGCUAACAUGCUUGUACAUUGCCAUAAUAUGCACCAAUUACACAUUGUUUUUUUGUGGCAUUUUUUUUUUCCCCUUUUCUCCCAAUUUGGAAUGCCUAAUUCCCACUACUUAGUAGGUCCUCGUGGUGGCACGGUUACUCACCUAAAUCAGGGUGGAGGAGGACAAGUCUCAGUUGCCUCCUCUUCUGAGCCCAUCAAUCAUGCCACGUAGCUCAUUGUGCUGACACCUUGGAGACUCAUGCUACUCUCUGCGAUCCACACACAACUUACCACGUGCCCCAUUGAGAGCGAGAACUACAAAUCGUGACCACGAUGAGGUUACCCCAUGUGACUUUACUAUCUCUAGCAACUGGGCCAAUUUGGUUGCUUAGGAGACCUUGUUGGAGUCACUCAGCACACCCUGGAUUCGAAGUCGUGACUUCAGGGGUGGUAGUUAGCGUUAGACUAAUUGGCGCCAUUCAUUUGCCCUGUCCCAAAUGGCACACUCCGGACUUGUGGACUUCCUCAGAGUCCACACUUUGGUGACGUCAUGUAGUGCAGACUUAUAGGGCCCCUCGCGCAAGUCCACAAGGGCGCAUUGAGAAGUAUUUUUGGGACAGACUCGAUCGUGAAGCGUGGUUAUUGUUGGACAGGAGCUGCAGGUUCGGUUCGAGGAAAUAUGCUGCCUAUUGUUGUUGUUUUUACUAUUGUGUUUGUGAGAUGGCUUGCCAUGCAGAGAAAUCACAUUUAUAUGCUCCGACGUCGUAGAAGACAAGAUUAUUUUUCAUGCAUACAAAUGCUGAUGUUAUGCACGGAGGAAAGGGUAAGCAAGUAAAUGUUAUUGACUUUGUAGAUAAACAUAUAACUUGUCAAAAGUCGUUAAUGCAUUAAGUCAUUAUUAUUUGAUUUACUGUUUAAUUUUCUUUUUUCUUUAUAUACAUAUAUAUAUAUAUAUAUAUGUGUAUUUUAUAUUUUUUAUGUGCACCUUGUUUUUUUUAUGUCGUUUUUAAUUUACAGGUUUAAAUAUCCAUACUUCACUUACAUAUGACUCAGUAAAGCCCUGCCAUUCGGUUCUAUAUAAUGAAUCGUUAUGCGAUCAGCCUAUUAUUAUUCAGCGCGCUAUUACUAUGUUUGAGACAUCAACCACUGGUCGAUGACCAUAAUGUUUGUAUAAACUGUAGGUUACAACUGGUAAAAUGUACACAGUCAUAAAAACCAUAAUGAUACUUACACUUAAAUAUUUUCUUCUCAGCCAUGUUAUCAAUUGUCUGUGUCCGUGAGCGAAAGCGCUCUUCACACCAGUUGUCUGAUUGGCCUUUCGCAAUGACUCCUGGGUACUUGAAGUGCGUGAAGCCUGGAUCUAUGCGGGCUUCGCGGAAGACCGCUUCAAGGGUACAAAGGGGGCGCUGCUGAGCACACUUCAGAGCGUUAAAAUGCUAAAUGGGACGGCCUACGGACUCGUAGACUCAGCGAGCACGCGCAAUUUAAGUCCACGAGACCGAAAGUCUGCAUGAAGUGCGCCAUUUGGGACAGGGCUAUUAACUUCCAAAUGCUAUAGGUAGAUCACAGGCUAUCUUCAUCAACCUCAUUAUUAUUAAUGCAAUGACUCUGGUGUAUUUCCAUGAUCCACUGUCCAACAUCACCAGCUAACAUUUAUGGGUGAUCCUAUGUUUAUGUUUAAGGAGUAUUUUAAAGACAAAACUCUACAAACAAUUCUAGUUUUAAAGAAUAGAUCGAAGUAUAUUUAAACCUUUUUAGCAUGACUUUAAUUAGGGCGGCUCAGUGGCUCAGCACUGUCACCUCACAGCUCAGCUGGGCGCUUCUGUGUGGAGUUUGCAUGUUUAUGUGGGUUUCCUCCAGGUGCUCCAGUUUCCCCCACAUGUUCAAAACAUGCCGGUUAAGUGAAUAGCCCCACAGGUGUGAGUGAGAGUUCCCCAGCCACUGGGGAUGCAUCAGGAAGGGCAUCCAGUAUAAAACCUGUGCCAAGUCAAUGGUCCACUGUGGCAACUUCUAAUGGGAGCAGCUGAAAGAAGUGUGUCUUUAAUUACUUAUUCAUAUUUUCUGUGUUGUUAUCCUGCACUGUCAGUAAAAAAGAAAGUGUAAAAUUUGUACUUUAAGGGGUACAGUGGCUUGUCACUGAGGAAGAACCCUCAAAGGUACAUCCGUGUACCCUUAAAUGUGGGUAAAAAUGUUUGUACCCUUACAGCUUGUACCUUUUAAGAGGCAAAUAUGUGCCCUUGGUGACUAGGACCUCACUGAUAUGGUACUAUAAUGUACCACUGGAAAAGGUGCAGAUUUAGCCUUUUAAGGGUACUGCCCCACUGACAAGCAUUUUGUACCAUAUGAACGGCAUAUUUGUACUCAAUAAAGCAUAUUCAA